This is a messenger RNA of Manduca sexta (tobacco hornworm), 930 nucleotides long. Its product is annotated as NADH-ubiquinone oxidoreductase subunit 9-like. The record is from RefSeq and is a predicted model, not a curated record. NCBI's taxonomy places the organism in Eukaryota, Metazoa, Arthropoda, Insecta, Lepidoptera, Sphingidae. Gene Ontology annotation, molecular function: NADH dehydrogenase (ubiquinone) activity. Bases 86 to 874 code for a protein of 262 amino acids. The transcript has a single exon.
CAAAUCAAUUUUCUUUUAAUUGAAAUUGCCACAUAGCUGUCAACACCUAUCGAAUUUUAUAUACUUGAAAAAUUAGUUUUCUUACAUGUAUCGCCUAAUAUCUUCGUUAGUCAGAAGAAAUUUACCAAUUCAUCCAAAACGGAUCCAAACAAGCAGUUCGAGAUGCGAAUCACAGUCCGUGCAACUCGGAAAUCCGUUUUGUUUAGAACCAAUAGAGUACCAAAGCCACACGCUAAAACGCCACGACAAUUGCAAACGGCAACGUCUCUACGAAUUCGGCUUAUACGUCGCCGCCUGCCUCCCUAAAUAUGUGCAAAAGGUGCAAAUGCAACACACAGACGAAUUAGAAAUUUUAGUCGCACCCGACGGAAUAUACCAAGUACUGAGUUUCAUGCGAAACCAUCAACACGCUUGCUUUGGCCAUUGUUCGUGUGUCACUGCGAUAGAUGUACCGAGCAGGGAAUUUCGUUUUGAAGUCGUGUAUAACUUGUUGAGCUUGCGUUUUGGUGAGAGAACCAGGGUGAAAACCUAUACGGAUGAACUAACGCCACUCCACUCCGCCUAUAGCUUAUGGCAUGUUUGUAAUUGGUGGGAAAGGGAAGUGUACGAUAUGUUCGGUGUUGUGUUCACUCAUCAUCCAGAUUUGCGAAGGAUUCUCACUGAUUACGGCUUCACUGGUAAUCCGCUGCGAAAGGACUUCCCUUUGACCGGGUAUACGGAACUUCGAUACGACGAUGAGUUAAAGAAAAUUGUCUACGAGCCAGUUGAAUACUCGCAAGAGAUGCGCUCUUUUCAAUUGGAAUCACCUUGGAAUUAUUACAAGAACUUUCAUGAAGGCUACAAUUGUCCCAAGCCACCGCAGACUCAAAAAUAAGCCUAUUUAAUACUCAUUGUUUGAUGUGUUAAUUACUUAAAAUAUAUUAAACCAUU